Alosa alosa (allis shad) is the source of this 6354-nucleotide messenger RNA. RefSeq names its product zinc finger protein 207, a (gene znf207a). Lineage: Eukaryota; Metazoa; Chordata; Actinopteri; Clupeiformes; Clupeidae. The transcript is spliced from 14 exons. The record is from RefSeq and is a predicted model, not a curated record. Gene Ontology annotation, cellular component: nucleus. The coding region runs from base 71 to 1516 and encodes 481 amino acids.
GCCAUUUUGACCAGACUGCGAAUUAGUUGCUAUUUGAUUGUGCUGCAUUCGUACCAUCACAGAAAUAAUCAUGGGUAGGAAGAAGAAGAAGCAAAUGAAGCCAUGGUGUUGGUAUUGCAACAGAGAUUUCGACGACGAGAAAAUCCUCAUUCAACACCAAAAGGCGAAACAUUUCAAAUGCCAUAUAUGUCAUAAGAAAUUGUAUACGGGUCCAGGUUUAGCUAUUCAUUGUAUGCAGGUACACAAAGAAACAAUAGAUGGUGUCCCUAAUGCCAUCCCUGGUAGGACUGACAUUGAGUUGGAAAUAUAUGGCAUGGAAGGAAUUCCUGAGAAAGAUAUGGAGGAGAGACGACGUGUUUUGGAACAAAAAACACAAGAGAGUCAGAAGAAGAAGCAGAACCAAGAUGACUCAGAUGACGACGAUGAUGAUGAGGCCGGGCCUUCCUUCCAGCAACCAGCUGCCCAGCCCCAAGCUGCAUAUGCGCCCCCCAUGACCCAAGCAGGCAUGCCUCCAGUGCCAGCUGCACCAGGGAUGCCACCAGGGGGCUAUGCGGGUAUGCCCCCAAUGAUGCCUGGUGUUCCUCCUAUGAUGCCAGGAAUGCCGCCUGUCAUGCCAGGCAUGCCACCAGGCAUGAUGCCAAUGGGUGGAAUGAUGCCACCAGGACCUGGAAUGCCACCUAUGAUGCCAGGCAUGCCACCGGGAAUGCCCCCACCGGUGGCCCAUCGGCCUGGCAUGCCCCACAUGGCGCAGGGUCCUCCGUCCGCAGUCCCAGGCAUGCUGAACAGACCCGCCAUGCCCACUGCCACCGCAUCCUCAGCCCAGCCGGCGGUCACCAAGCCCCUGUUCCCCAGCGCAGGACAGAUGGGAACUCGGGCUCCAAGUACAAGUACACCCUCAGCGAGUGUCGACACUUUGUCUGCAUCCUCUAAGCCUCUGUUCCCUAGCACAGCACAAGCUCAGCAAACGGGUUCUGGUGCGGCCGGGGCCGACAUGAAGGCCCUGAGCACCCCAGCUACCUCCUCUGACCCGGCCAAGCCCACGUUCCCCGCCUACACUCAGUCCACUGCCCCGGCAGCCGGCUCUGGCUCGGGCAGUACCGUAUCCAAACCGCCCACUCCCGUGACCAGUAAGCCUGCCACACUCACCACCACCAGUGCAACCAGUAAGUUGAUGCACCCCGAUGAGGACAUCUCGCUGGAGGAAAUCCGAGCUCAGUUGCCCAGAUACCAGAGUAAAAUGCCCCGGGCGGGGCAGGCCGCCAUGGCUAGCCCGCCUGUUACCCCCAUGAGUGGAAUGAUUCCCCCUCAGCAGGGCUUGCCACCUCAACAGCCAGGUGUGCGGCACCCCAUGCAUGGGCAGUAUGGUGCUCCACCCCAAGGCAUGCCAGGCUACAUGCCUGGUGGCAUGCCUCCUUACGGGCAGGGGCCGCCCAUGGUGCCCCCUUAUCAAGGAGCACCACCACGGCCGCCCAUGGGCAUGAGGCCUCCUGUCAUGUCACAGGGAGGUCGCUUCUGAAGCCCCCAACCAACCAACCAACUGCCUGUCUGCAAUAGGUUUGGAGAUUCAUCCAUUUUCUCAUCUAGUGCUGUUUAUUUAGUUGCCAAGUUGCCAGUAACGGUAAAUGUAAAUUCUACUUGCGCUUGUGAGAAAAAAAAAAAAAAAAAAACUGGGUGAGGAGAGGAAAAAAAAAGCUUAACAACGCAUGGGACAUUUGCAUUUGAAAAACAACUAAGAAAAGAAAUGAAAGCAUUUUCUCUUCAUCUGCACCUGAUGGAAUCUGUUGUUGCAAAAUCAUACUGUGUGUGUGUGUGGCUUUUUUCCCCUCUUAUGUUCCAUUUAGGUUUUUAGAAGUGUAGUAAAUAUGGUUCGUAAUGUUUUGAAGGCGCUGGAGUUACAUGAACAGGCCCUCCUUAAACAAGGCAAGUCCCUGUAAAUACAUGUACUGUGCUUAUUAUCUGCGAGGCCUUCACAGCGCCCUUAGGUGCUGUUGGACCUCUGUGUCCCCAACUGAGUUUGGUGAGGGCUUCCUCAGGUAGCUGUUGUGUCUUGUCUGCUUGUCCACCUUUUAUUUAACCUCAAAAAAUCUCUUCAAUUCAGUUUCAAAGUAAAUCUGGAAAAAAAACAAAAAACAAAAAAAAACACGGUCACACACUAAACUGUUUCUGUGAAUUUGAUUUCUGUACUGCUGUAAGACUCUACCCCUUGUAAUAAAACAUGUUGAAAACUUAAGACUGUUUUUUCAUGGCCGUGGGGAAAGGACUCCGUCAGCAAGGUUUGUACUUUGAGUUUGUUACAAAACUGCAGGCUCAGCUGAACUUACUUGAAUGGAAAUGUGUGUGGAUCCAAUGUUGUGCUAUUUCUUUCUCUUUUUCUUUAAGAACCACUGAAGUGUAUGUCUUGAGUGGUAUUGGUCAUCCACAUUGUAAAUGUUGCCACCCUGCAGAUCUGGGUUUGAAAGGAUGUAGUUAUUUUUUAAACUCCUCAGCAGGGUGGGGAGUGCAGUCCACAGCAUUGAAAUUGUCCUCCAGUUGCAGGGUUGGCAUUUAUGAAUAUGGAUGCUCCCAAUCACCAAUGAGAUUGCUCUUGCAUGGCUCUCUGUUGUGAGACACUGAAAAAUAUAAUUGUGCUUUUUCCCCCCCGAUUCUGAUCUUUUUUUAAAAAAAUAUAUAUAGUUGUAUAUUUCACUGUACAUUCAGAUGGGUUGUAAAAGUUAUGCUCAUCCGAAAGCAAAACCUAAUAUCCAUCUUAAUAGUUAGGAUUAUCUGGUAUCAUUGAUUAUUUUUUUAUUUUAUUACGCUCUUGUGAAUUUAGUGUUUUACGUGGCCUUUUGGAUGCAUAACUUCACAGCGCCUAAGAGUGCUUUUUUUUUACAGUUAGAAGGUGUUGAAAGACGUGGCUGAUGUGCUAAACUUAAGAUCUCUCUUCCCCCUCCCCUCUGUAGCUAUGCCAUGGAACUGGCAGAGGCAGAGUCUUGAGGGUUGCUCUGGUCAGGCCGAGGCAAGUCCGUCCUUUUUUUUCCUCCCUCAUUCUCCUGUCCACUCCAGGGGCCCUCACAGCCCUCAGGGCUGUUGGAUGCCUGCGUCCCCAAACUUGCAGCAAGUUUGGCGAAGGCCCCUUGGAUCUGUUCACUGUAGGCACUGCCACUGACUAACCGCUUCACUCAUGCAAGUUCCUUGUCACUAUACAUUAGUUUUUAGUUUGGGUGGGAUUAGUUGGUAAUUGCAUAGACAAAGCAAAUGGCUCCUCCUUGACGUUGUUGGGAUUGGCAAAUGUCGUGUAGUUUAUGAAAUGGUGGCUCAGUGACAAAAUCUGAGUACAGAUUUUACCUGGUAAAAAGAGGGGUUGUAACUAAAGUGACCUUACCCACUGUAAUAUAGGUCCAUCUCAUGUGAUCAGGCAGUUUAUUCUUAACAGUUACAAACACCUCUCGCCCAUUGUAAAUCAAACUUGCAAACAUGCAGCCAUGUCAUGUAUUAGAACAGCACUACCAAGAACAGCAGCACCAUCCCCACUACCCUUACUGCCCUCUGCCCAAAAUUAACACUAAGAAGCCACAUGUCAGCCAGCUGUUCUCUGUACUGAGUGAAGUGUGAAACGAUUCAAACACAUGGUCCAUGUCAUUCAUGUGCUCUUUGUUUCCAUCAGCUGACCAACAAACAGCAUUUCAGCACUCGCUAUUAGCUGGUCAAAGUCGAGAGUGUCGCCACUACAGGUUAGUUUAUCCUGUAAGUAUCAGACUCGGGCUAGCAUAGUUCUGUCUUGUCAUGUUCAGGCAUUAGCAGCUGUAAUUGUUGACAAAGGACUGGACACACAUUGUCCCUUUUUGAACUUGUAGUACCACAUUGGGUUUUUUUGGACUCUGUAACAUGUAACUUAACACAACCACAGUAUUAGUGCAUGCAGUGUAUGUGGAUUUCCCACUUUUGUGAUGCAAGCCUCUGGGGAAAGUGGCGUGAGUGUGAAGCGUUUGUAAGCUCCAUCUAAUCCUGUAGUACCUUUGAUUCCUCUGAUCCAGCCGUGUCACCCCCGAGGCAGGGAUUCAGGGUCUGCUAACAGACUUUUUUGCAUCCAAGGAAGUUCUGUAUAUCCAAACAACAGAAGGAGAGUCUGUGACCAUUUACAGUGAACCAGAAGAGAGAAGAGGACAACUGAUUGAGUUUUACCUGGAGCACACAGCCACUCAGCCAAAGAGGCAGGUCAUCUUCCUGUCUGAGAACGGCGUAAAGGAAAGUCAGUCUUACACUGGCCGUGUCCAGACAAGUGGAAUAGCAUCUUUUCCAAUAAAUGUAAACAUCUCUCAGUUGCGCCGCACUGACACUGGCCUGUACACAAGCAGGUUUAUUAACAAAGGCUCCUCAUCCAAUCAAGAUGUCGAGGGCAGCACUCAGCUCUUUCUUUAUGUUAAAGGGGCAGACGAAGAUGGGCCUUGCCAGUGCAGUCGCUACACAUCUCUGCUGUAUGCCAUCUCUGCAGCAGUAGCCCUGCUCUCUCUCCUGCUCACUGGCUUCUGCCUGAUGCAACAUAGCAAACAGAGGCCGAGUUCAAAGCCUCCACCACCAAUGAAUGACAUUUACGAGGUGAUGUCCAUAGGACAGCAGGGGAACCUUGUGACCCAGAAUGGCCAACAGAUGGCUACCCAGCAGGAGGACAUGAACAUAUAUGCCACACCUAACCUGACACCUGUGCAGGAGAAUCAGUAUGCAAAUCCUCAGACUUUAAGGCCCAGCCUUCAAACUCAGACGUCUGUUCUGUGACAGCUCUCAGAUCAUUUGAGGAGUCCUUCUUUGAGGACAGAUUCUAAGAGUUCUUGAUGAAUACUGAUCAGGACAGUUUAAUCAAGCAAUGUAAUCGUUUAUUUGGGCAAGUUAAGAUGCAAUGCAUGUUGCUGUAUCCCUCAAUACAUCAAAUUUCUGAUGAAAGGUGCCGAGGGGAAUUGGUGACCCAUAAGUCUUCCCAAUUUUAUUACUAGUGGGAGAUUCUAUAGCCUACAUUAAAACAAUGUGGAACAUCAUCUUUAGAAUACCAUGUUUUGUAUGACUGUAGAGACAAUGUUAUCUGGCCUUGGUAAAACUUAGGCUAAUUAAUUUGCUGCUUAUGUUAUGGUGGGCUGCUGGUUAUGUGGAAGUUAAACAGCUUGGGCUGAUCAACAUUUCACUUUAACCUAUAGCAUGUAUGGGAGAGAGGACUGGUGUGCAGUAAAGACAAUGUACAGACAAUGUACAUACAAUACUUGUUCUACAAUACAUCACAUAUAAUUUGAUAGUUUAUGUAACUUAUGAGUCUUGAAGAACACAACUUUUGGCCAAGAAAAAAUGCAAUUUAUUAACUGUUUGUAAUAAGCUCGAUAGUUCAAGAAAACAUUUUUUUCUGCUGCAUGUCAUCAACAAUCACAUUCUAGGAGGACAGAGAGAAAGGAAAAGAAAAUCCAAAUGAUUCAAAGCCACUGACUCAUCCUCUGAAAAUCUCAGUACAGACAUUUUCCUUGACAUUGUAAAACAAAAAAGGCAAAAAUGCCACCCCAUUUUACCCAAAACCCUACCCAUAAUUCCUGUCAGAGAAAAAGUACACCCUUACAACUCUUUUUUUUUUUUCUUAGACGGGCUACAUUAAAAACCCACAGUGUUCUGCUCCAAUGAAAUGUUCAUUGGUUUAGGAAUACAUAGCAUGGCAAUGAAAGAUAAAAGUGGGGAAAAGGGGGAUAUACUCGAAAGAAGGACUUAUUUUGGGUUGGGGAGAGGAUCCAGAGGUGAAGUGCAACACCCUAAUAAGGAAAGCCCAAGGUGCUCUCCCAUGCCCCCAACAACUUGUGCAUAGAUCAUGAUCCUUUAAAACCAGCAUCUUAGUCCUUCCUUAUCAAACAAUAGUCCAUGUUGAUGCAGACACCCUUCAGUGAAAGUCCUCUCCUUAGUCGUUUCAUACCCGCCAUGACAGGGAAAUUAUGGGAGAAGAGACAAACAUUAUAAUGCACAAAACUCCUGAUUUCUGACAGGAAGGGACCUCAUAUGAAAAUACAAGAGAUUGCAAACAUCCAGCAAACUUGUGUGUCUAUUUUGCCGUCCAUUUCACUAUCAAAAAUCCUUGAUCAUUUUUGUUUAAAAUGUAAAGCAUUUUUUUCCAUAUAAUAGAUAUCUUAGAUAUAUAUAAAGCACUCAUCUUUUUCUUUUAGAGUUCAUUAUUUGGUAAAUAUGUACUGUAUCUGCUACGGAUUUAUCAGAGACAAUGAACUUUAUCUGCUGCUGCUUCUGAAAUUCAUAACCCUCGACAAAAAUUUUUUGUCGUCCUUUUUGUUUGUUCUCAAAAAAGGAACAUUAAAAUGUCAUGGAGGUGGUGCUCGAGAGCCCUAGCCAUCCUGA